Messenger RNA from Eufriesea mexicana, 1279 nucleotides. RefSeq names its product 26S proteasome regulatory subunit Rpt6 (gene Rpt6). The record is from RefSeq and is a predicted model, not a curated record. Lineage: Eukaryota; Metazoa; Arthropoda; Insecta; Hymenoptera; Apidae. The transcript is spliced from 7 exons. Gene Ontology annotation, molecular function: ATP binding; ATP hydrolysis activity. The coding region runs from base 62 to 1279 and encodes 405 amino acids.
CAGCAAUCGACUUCUAAGUUGAGAUCGAAUGUCCGUACAAUUCUAAGUAGUGAGUGCAAUAAUGACGCUCACAAAUAAGAUGGAAAUAGAUGAGAAAGUUAUGAAAGGGGAAGGUUUUAAGCCAUAUUACAUUACUAAGAUUGAAGAACUUCAAUUAAUUGUAGCUGAAAAAAGUCAAAACUUAAGGAGGUUACAAGCACAACGUAAUGAGCUAAAUGCAAAAGUACGUAUGUUGCGUGAAGAAUUGCAACUUCUUCAAGAACAAGGAUCAUAUGUUGGAGAAGUUGUUAAACCAAUGGACAAAAAGAAAGUUUUGGUUAAGGUACAUCCUGAAGGGAAAUUUGUAGUAGACAUAGAUAAAAAUAUUGAUAUCAAUGAUGUAACACCAAAUUCAAGAGUUGCACUACGUAAUGAAAGUUAUACCUUACAUAAAAUUUUACCAAACAAAGUUGACCCAUUAGUUUCUCUUAUGAUGGUGGAAAAAGUACCAGAUUCUACAUAUGAAAUGGUUGGUGGUUUAGACAAACAAAUUAAAGAAAUCAAAGAAGUCAUUGAAUUGCCUGUUAAGCAUCCUGAAUUAUUUGACGCUCUUGGAAUUGCUCAACCUAAAGGUGUACUUUUGUAUGGUCCACCAGGCACAGGUAAAACUUUGUUAGCAAGAGCAGUUGCUCAUCAUACUGAGUGUACUUUUAUUCGUGUAUCUGGAUCUGAAUUGGUGCAAAAGUUUAUUGGUGAAGGUUCACGAAUGGUUCGUGAAUUGUUUGUAAUGGCAAGGGAACAUGCACCAUCUAUAAUAUUCAUGGAUGAAAUUGAUUCAAUUGGCAGUUCUCGCAUUGAAUCUGGUUCUGGAGGUGAUAGUGAAGUUCAACGCACUAUGCUUGAAUUACUCAAUCAAUUGGAUGGUUUUGAAGCAACAAAAAAUAUAAAAGUCAUUAUGGCUACAAACAGAAUUGACAUCCUAGAUCCAGCAUUAUUGAGACCAGGUCGUAUAGAUCGUAAAAUUGAAUUCCCGCCACCAAACGAAGAAGCACGACUUGACAUUUUAAAAAUUCACUCAAGAAAAAUGAAUUUAACGCGAGGUAUAAAUUUAAGAAAAAUUGCCGAACUCAUGCCUGGUGCAUCGGGUGCAGAAGUAAAGGGUGUGUGUACAGAAGCCGGCAUGUAUGCUCUCAGAGAACGUCGUGUUCAUGUUACUCAAGAAGAUUUUGAGAUGGCUGUAGCAAAAGUUAUGCAGAAAGAUUCAGAAAAAAAUAUGUCAAUCAAGAAGUUAUGGAAGUAA